Messenger RNA from Caenorhabditis bovis, 978 nucleotides. The record is from the annotation of a GenBank genome assembly. Lineage: Eukaryota; Metazoa; Nematoda; Chromadorea; Rhabditida; Rhabditidae.
AUGAUUGGAAUAUUCAACUCUUCCGAAAUCGAAGAAGCCUAUGCAAAUUCGACGCACACCUCGGCGCCGGCGCCAAUCAUCGCCAUCGGUUUCGCGGCGCUCAGCAUCGUCGGCGUCGUCGGCAAUCUCAUACUUUUGAUAUACAUCAUGUGCCAAAAAGUCUACCAAAAUUUCAUCUCGUCCCACUUCAUCGCUCAUUUGUGCUUCACCAAUUUGGUGGCGUUGGUGAUUUUGGUGCCAAUCGUGCUCUACAACGUGUUCACCGGCGUCAAUUUGUUCCAGAACAAUAAUUGGUUGUGUCGAGUGCAGGUGUCCAUAACUGUCACAGUAUGGACUGUGAUGGCUCUCAUGAAUCUGUGCAUCGCCGGUGUCCAUCUGCUCACAUUCGCGCGAAUCCAUUACGAGCAACUCUUCGGCCUAUCACCGAUCAAAUUAUGCAUUCUCUCAUGGGUCAUUUCGUUCGUGUUGGCCCUUCCGUCUCUAACCAACGGCCACGUGGUGAUCUACGGUCCCGCGGUGAGAACAUGCGUUUUCUCGCAUUCCGAUUCGGGCCUCAAAUUUCUCACCUACGCGCUCAUUUUCGGCGUCAUCAUUCCGGCGGGAUUCGCCUCCUACGCAUAUUUUCGAAUACUCCAAAUUCUAUUCCAUAGCCCGAUCGUUUUCCAAAGUCUCGGAUUGUACAAGAGCCGAUUUCUUGUGUAUGGUUUCCUUUUAAGUCCACUGUACACCGUACCGUUCUACGCGUUAACCGUAAUGGACCCUUCGGACCCAAUGCGACUGAGCCAGGAUACUGUAUGGCCCAUUGUUUGCACAUUCGUCGCCUAUGUUCCGUGCGUUGUGGCGCCGAUUCUCUAUGGCGCAAGCCUCUUCAUUAUCAAGGAGGAGGAUAUGGCGCUAACGGCGCGAACACACAAAACACCACCUGGCGCUUAUCAUCACGUCGCACAACAGCAUAAUAUGCAAGCACAAUUAAUUUAA